AUGAAGGUGGAGUGGGCCAAGCCAAAGAAUGGGUGGUUUAAGAUUAAUUUUGAUGGGGCCUCCAAGGGCAAUCCGAGUCCUUCAGGGGUUGGGUUUGUCACGCAGGACUGGGAAGGAAAUAUAAUUGCGCUUGGGGCAACCAAGCUAUCGGAAGGAACAAAUAAUGGUGUCAAAGCUCAAGCUGCAAUUGAAGCUAUAAAAAUGGUCGAAGCAAUGGAUUUGCAAAAAAAUCAUCUUGAGGGGGAUUCUCAAAUGAUUAUAAAUGCUAUCAGUAAAGGAGAAAUUCAUGUGUGGAAACUCAAUAAAUUUGUAUCCAUUGCCAAAUCCAUAUUGGAAACAUUUGAUGAUUAUGAGGUAUGUCACAUGGUCCAUUUAGGGAAUGAGUUGGUGGACAGGUUGUCUAAUUGGGCAUUAUCAUUUAACGAUGAAGGAAGGAGUACUAUCAAGGUCUUCAAUGAUCUCAUCCUGGAUACAACGAGCUCUCACAUGAGUGAAGGAAUUAAUUCCCAUUCUAGUUGUACACUGCCAUUUUUAAAGUGCAUUUAUGAAAUGGCAAGGUGGCAUUUGGAUUAG
This is a messenger RNA of Cryptomeria japonica (Japanese cedar), 573 nucleotides long. RefSeq lists its product as uncharacterized. Gene Ontology annotation, molecular function: nucleic acid binding; RNA-DNA hybrid ribonuclease activity. Bases 1 to 573 code for a protein of 190 amino acids. The record is from RefSeq and is a predicted model, not a curated record. Lineage: Eukaryota; Viridiplantae; Streptophyta; Pinopsida; Cupressales; Cupressaceae. The transcript has a single exon.